This is a messenger RNA of Iphiclides podalirius (scarce swallowtail), 3624 nucleotides long. NCBI's taxonomy places the organism in Eukaryota, Metazoa, Arthropoda, Insecta, Lepidoptera, Papilionidae. The record is from the annotation of a GenBank genome assembly.
AUGUUAAAAACUACUGUGAGGGAAAUAGCGAGAGAUGAGGGCUUGCUGCGGGUUGCAAAUAAAAAAGAGAGCACAGGAAUGUGUUUUAUAGGGAAAAGAAGAUUUCAAGAUUUCAUAGAAGAUUUUAUUCAACCAAAGAAAGGUCUAUUCAUAGAUAUUGAUAAAGGACAGGUAGUAGGUGAGCAUGGAGGCAUACAUAAAUGGACAGUUGGACAAAGAUGCUGCUUAGCUAGUUAUAAACAACCAUAUUUUAUAUUUAAAAAGGAUUUAGCUACCAACAAUAUAUAUGUGGUGGCAGACCGUGAAAAAAUUUUAGAAGACUAUAGGAAAAACUAUUGUGAAACUUCUGGUGAUUUUAUAAGAAAAAUAGAGGAAUGGUCCAGGGAACACAAUUCUGAUGAAGAUGAGACACCAAAAAUGUGGUACAGAAGUUCCCCAGCUGAACUCUACUAUAAACCAGUGGAAGGAGGAGCAGGAGUUAUGCAAACCAAUAAACUAGAGAAACGCUGCAGUGUUUUCUUUAAAAAUCUAAUAGAAAGAGGAAGAAAUGCCAGGCCUGAGGUGGAUGAACUGCCUCCUUUAAAACCAUCCAAAAUAAAAAUAUGCAAACAUAGAUUGGAAGAAAGAAGCUCAUCAUCAUCAGAGAGUGAUGAAUGCUUAGAUGAUGAUGGUUUACAAGGAUACACAGACAGAAUAAUGCUUGAACUUCAAAGGAAACAGAGUCAUCCAAGGCGCCUUCAUCCCGAGAUGUGGUUCAACAAUACUGGGGAAAUGAAUGGUGGUCCAUUAUGCCGCUGUAGUGCAAGGGCACGCCGAUGUGGUAUGCGGCAUGGUGUUUAUGCAGGAGAAGAAACAUUCCCCAAGUGCAUACCAACACAGAGUAACAUUGACAAGCUCUACCAUUACAGAAUUACAGUUUCCCCACCAACAAACUUUUUGAUAAAGGCGCCGACGAUAAUAGCUCAUGAUGAACACGAAUUUCUUUUCUCCGGCUUCUCCAUGUUUUCUCACUAUAAAUUGGCAAAGCUACCUACAUGCAAAGUCAUAAGGUUCAAUAUCGAGUACACUAUUUUAUAUGUGGAAGAACCUGCUCCUCAAAAUUUCUCAAUACAGGAAUUGGACUUAUUUGAAGAAUAUCUGUUCUACGAACUGCUUGAGCUGGUGGACUUGGAUCUGGGUAAAGCGACGGAAACUUCGUGUUCGCAGUUCCAUUUCAUGCCGAGGUUUGUGCGCUACCUACCGGAAGGCGGAUGCGAGGUUUUGUCAAUGUGCGAGGUGAUGAAAUACCUCAUAGACGAAAGUGGUUUACUAACACCACCAGAGACUUUGGAGGAAGUGCACAAUAUGGACCAUUAUCGAUGGCAGAAAUUCGUCGACAGAAUCAAAGGCAUGAUUGUGACUUAUCCCGGUAAGAAGCCGUGUUCGGUGCGAGUCGACCAGUUGGACCGGAGUCCGCCCGUAAACUCUGCCGAUUCCAAAGACCCAAAGGAGACGAAAGCUUACUAUCCAGAGAUCGUCCAUUUCGGCAUCAGGCCCCCGCAGCUCAGCUAUGCAGGGAAUCCCGAGUACCAGAAGGCGUGGCGGUACUACGUGAAGUAUCGGCACCUGAUCGCCAACAUGGCGAAGCCCUCGUUCAAGGAGCGGCAGAAGCUCGCUGCCAAGGAGGCCAAGCUGCAGGAGAUGAGGACGCAGAGCAAGAUGAAGCGUGACGUCACCGUCGCCAUAUCGUCGGAGGGCUUCCACACCACGGGCCUCAUGUGCGACGUGGUCCAACACGCGAUGCUGAUACCGGUGCUAGUGCGCCACCUGCGCUUCCACAAGUCGCUGGACAGUUUGGAGAAGAAGAUGGGCUACGUGUUCAAGAAGCGGCUGCUGCUGCAGACAGCUCUGACGCACCCCUCGUAUAGAGAGAACUUCGGCACGAACCCCGACCACGCCAGGAACAGCCUCACCAACUGCGGCAUCAGGCAGCCGGAGUACGGCGACCGAAGGAUCCACUACACGAGGAAGAAGGGCAUUGUGACCCUAAUAAAUAUAAUGUCGCGCUUCGGCAAGCGCAGCGAGACGGAAUCGGAGAUAAAGCACAACGAGCGUCUUGAGUUCCUGGGCGACGCCGUGGUCGAGUUCAUAUCGUCCAUCCACCUGUUCCGCAUGUUCCCCGGCCUAGCAGAAGGCGGGCUGGCCACGUACAGGGCCUCAAUAGUCCAGAAUCAGCACCUCGCCCAACUAGCCAAGAACAUCGAAUUGGAGCAGUUCAUGUUGUACGCCCACGGCUCCGACCUCUGCCGCGAGGUGGUUAUGCGCCACGCGAUGGCCAAUUGCUUCGAGGCGCUAAUGGGCGCGCUAUUCCUUGACGCCGGACUUGAGGUAACGGAUAAAGUGUUCGCUUUAGCACUUUGGUACAACGAGCCAGAAUUGCUGGAGGUAUGGUCAAAGGAACGCUUGCAUCCACUCCAAGAACAGGAGCCACUUGGCGAUAGGAAGUAUAUAAAGGACUUUGAAUUUCUACAAAAACUGACCGACUUUGAAGAAUCUAUAGGCGUGCAGUUCAAGCACAUCCGUCUGCUGGCGCGCGCGUUCACCGACCGCUCUGUGGGCUUCACGCACCUCACGCUCGGCUCCAACCAGCGGCUGGAGUUCCUCGGCGACACGGUGCUGCAGCUGGUCGUCUCCGACCGGCUCUACCGCCACUUCCCGGACCACCACGAGGGCCAUCUGUCGUUGCUUCGCUCUUCGUUGGUGAACAAACGCACCCAGGCUAUGGUGUGCGAUGACCUGAACAUGUCAACGUAUGCGAUUUACAACAACCCAAAGGCGAAACCCACUACGAAGAAACACAAAGCCGACUUAUUGGAAGCCUUCCUCGGCGCUUUAUUCAUCGACAAGGUACUAGUGAACAAUCUUGAGUACUGCCAGGCGUUCUGCAACGCCUGCGUGUUCCCAAGACUGCAGGAGUUCAUCCUGAAUCAGGACUGGAACGAUCCAAAGUCAAAGCUGCAGCAGUGUUGCUUGACCUUAAGGUCUAUGGAGGGAGGCGAGCCAGAUAUACCUUUAUAUAAGGUGAUCGAGUGCUUGGGCCCGACGAACACGCGCGUCUACACGGUGGGCGUGUACUUCCGCGGCACGCGGCUGGCCGCCGCCAGGGGCCACUCCAUCCAGGAGGCGGAGAUGAACGCCGCCGAGCUGGCGCUGCACUCCGCGCACGAACUGUUCCCGCAACUGGACCACCAGAAGCGCGUGAUCGCGAAGAGCGUGAAGAAGAAGAGGAGCCGGCGCCGGGAGGGGCGGGGCGGGGCGGCGGCCUCGGCGGGCGCGAGCUCGGCGCGGAGCCGCCUCGAGGAGAGGGUCCCCAAGGCGUACCGGCUCAACAGGGCCAGCUCGGACGAGAGCAGCGCCGGGGCGGAGCGCUCUGAGAGCGAGCCCGCCGCCGGCGAGCGGUCCGACGACGACUCGGGCCUGGUCAGCGACACGGACUCGCUGGGCGCGCCCCGCGAGCGCCUCGAGCACCACGUGCGCGCGGGCAGCCUGCUCAGCGAGAUGGAGCGCACCAGGGAGCGGCUCAUCGAGCGCAACGAGUACGAGCGGCUCAAGGAGCGGUGCCGCGGCUCGGGCUCGGACGACGAC